UUCAAAUUUCAUGAAAAAGCAACGGCGUCGUUUGCUGUGCACGUAACUGUCUAUAUAUAUCCCUUCACCUGCCCUCCCAAUCUGCACCUGAAAAACGAAAACAAUUUUUUGUUAAACUCCAAAAGCAACGUAAACUAUAAACUACUGACUACACAUUCAAAACACCACCGUCUGCCGCAAAAAGAUGAGAAUCUUUUCCUCCAAAACGCCGUCGUUUGCCUUUUACCGCAACACUUCGCCACCGAGUUCAACCGCAGCGCCUUCAACCAGCAGGAGCAACGACGUGGACAUCGACAUGGACGAAGUGGAAGCCCUGAUACUGAAAUGGAACCCCGAAACGUCGGUCUACAGCAGCGUCACCUCUCUUUUCUUCAACGACAAAACGGAGGCCAUGCAAUACAUCCACAGCGUGAACCAGCUCCAAAAACUCAUGCACUCCUUGCACAAACAAAACCCUUCCUCACCCAAACUCAUCCUCGCGCAAAGCCUAAUGCAAAUCGCCAUGAAGAGGCUCCAGAAAGAGUUCUACCAGAUCCUCUCCAUGAACCGGGCCCACCUCGACCCCGACUCCGUCUCCACCAGAUCCUCCACCUCCAGAACCUCUUUCUGUUCCGACAGCUACGACGACGCCUCAGUAGAAGACGAUGUGCGCCACUCAGGGGAUACCAUCUCCGAAGUCGAACGCGUCUCUUCCGAGGCCAUGGCGGAUCUCAAAUCUAUCGCUGAUUGCAUGGUUUCAAACGGUUACACCAGGGAAUGCGUCCGCGUUUACACCACCAUGAGAAAAUCCAUCGUAGACGAAGGCAUUUAUCGCCUCAGCGUCGAGGAAUGGACCUCCUCCAAGGUCAACAAGCUGGCCUGGGAUGUGCUCGACUUCAAAAUCAAGAGUUGGUUGGAGGCGGUUAAGAUCGCCGUCAGGACGCUCUUCGCCGGAGAGAGGAUCCUCUGCGAUCACGUCUUCGCUGGAUCUCAAUCCAUCAGAGAAGCCUGCUUCGCCGAGAUUUCUAGAAACGGAGCCUCUCUUUUGUUCAGAUUCCCCGAACUCGUCGCCAAAACGAAGAAAUCGCUGCCGGAGAAGAUCUUCCGGUUGAUAGAAAUGUACGCCGCAAUCGCCGCGCUGUUGCCGGAGAUUGAAUCGAUAUUCUCGCUAGAUUCAACAGCAGCUGUUAAAUCUCAAGCCUACGCUCUGUUUCUCCAACUCUCCGAGUCCGUACGAACAAGUCUCAUGGAAUUCGAAACCACGAUUCAGAAAGACUCUUCCAAAUCGGCGGCGAACAUCGCUGCCGUCCAUUCCCUGACAGUGCAAGUAAUGAAUCACUUGUCUACUCUCGCGGACUACAGCAACGUGCUAUCCGAAAUUUUCUUCGACGUGUCUCAACCGCCGAGGUCGCCGUUGCCGGAAUCUUACUUGUACAGUCCAGAACCAAACUACGCGACGGAGACGGAGUUCUCGGCGCGUAUGGCGCGGCUGAUUCUGGUUCUUCUCUGCAAGAUCGACGCUAAAUCGAGGCAUUGCAAAGAGGUUUCGGUGUCUUACCUGUUUCUGGCAAUGAAUCUCCGGCACGUGGUGGCGAAGGUCCGUACCUCGAACUUGCUUUACGUGCUCGGCGACGAUUGGGUGUUGAAUCACGAUGCGAAGGUGAAACGGUUGAUUGCGAAGUACGAGAGAGUGGCGUGGGGGAAGGUGGUUUCGUCUUUGCCGUCAAAUCCAGCGGCGGAAAUGUCGGCGGCUGAGGCGAGGGUUGUGUUUGGAAACUUCAAUUUUGAAUUCGAGAAGGCUUAUCGGAGAGAGAACGCGUUUAGUGUGUCGGAACGAGAGUUUGGAGAAGAAGUCAAGGUGUCUCUUGUGAGAAAAGUAAUUCCCGUUUACCGCGAGGUGUUUGAAACGCACCGUAUUGCAGUGGGAUCGGUGAGAGAUAUGAGGGAUUAUGUCACUUUUACCCCUGAAGAUGUUGAGAAUUACAUGUUGAACCUCUUCUCCGUGGGAAGAGCAAGCUCCGGUGCUGGAGGCAACGGUUCAUGUUUUGUAAGGAAAAAAUAAUAUAAAAGAAACCAAAUGACAAGAGAUUUCAUAACAAGGGAGCAACAAUUCUAUUUGGAUCCUCUUAUCUGAUCAUUUUUUACGUAACAGAGUUACACAAGACAUAUAUGUUAUUCUAAAAAUUCCUUUUUUUAUUUUUAAGAUGAUUUUGGCAUUUUAAUUUAUAAAUUUU
Molecule: messenger RNA, 2213 nt
Organism: Cajanus cajan (pigeon pea)
Lineage: Eukaryota; Viridiplantae; Streptophyta; Magnoliopsida; Fabales; Fabaceae
Product: exocyst complex component EXO70H1
Biological process (GO): exocytosis
Cellular component (GO): exocyst
Molecular function (GO): phosphatidylinositol-4,5-bisphosphate binding
Source: RefSeq, a predicted model, not a curated record